AUGGCGAUCAUUGCUGUACUCAGCACCACACUUCCUCCUCUCAAGGGCAAAUCUUCCCUGAAAAUAAGCAGCAGCAAGCCCCUGAACUCACAAGGCUGGUGGCAAUGCCAUGGGGAGAAGCAUCUGGUUCCGCUCCGCCUGGUGCUGGCAGAGUCGUGGGGGCACUGCCAGAGUCCAGGGCUGGAGGUGGCGGUCCUGGUUGUGUUAGUUUGGGAGACUACAGGAAAUAAGAGCUAGAGCUGGGAAGGUUUAAGACUGAGAGAGGUUCCUGUGACUACUGUCACAACAGAAAUCUUCAAUUUCAGCUUCAAUGUGAUCCCUUCCCUCCAGAAUCCAAUCUUCUCUGACCUGAAUCUUCUUCUGUACCUGGACUUAACAAGGUGUCAGAUCAGCUGGGCGUAUGACAGUGCCUUUCACAGCAAGAGGCAGCUGAAGCCAGUCAUGCUGACCAGAAACCUGCUCAUGUUUCUGUCUGACACAGCAUUUGCUAGCCUACAUUCCCUGGACAUGUUGACACACACAGGAAUAACAAGUAUGUUCUUUAUUGCAGUGUCACAUAUUGAUGGCUUAGGUAUCUUCAUCUUGGGCAGAAACCACAUCUCUUCACUGCAGCUUCCUCACAACUUCCCCACUCGAAACCUCAGCCUCCAUUUUCAAAUCAACAACAUGCAAGCAAUCACAGCAGAUGAUGUCCAAGCUCUGUAGAAGACCAGCAAUGUAACUCUCAUCCUUAAAGGCAAUGACAUUACAAAUAUUGAACCUGGAUCUUUUCAGUCCCAUUUCUACAGUUUGGGCUUGCUGGGCUGUGCUGACAUCCCUGGGGUGCUGAUGGGGAUACAGAACUCCACAGCCCAGACCCUUCAGUUGGGAACAUUUUGCAGUGUGGAAAAGGAACCUACAUAUGUCCAGAUGUUUUACAUCUGUAGUAUCUCAGCCAAGGAUCUAUAUCUGCAGUUAUGGCACUUCAAAAAUCUAAAUGCUGACACAUUUCAGUGCUUAAACAGGCUCCAAAAGCUGGACCUAACCCAAACCCACAUCCAGGCACUGCCCCGUGGCAUGAGCUUGCUAGAGGAGAUGGUUCUCAAUGCAAGCUGCUUUGAAUACCUCUGCAGCACCAGCCCUGCUGCCUUCCCCUCCCUCACCCACCUCCACAUCAAGGGUAACUCACAGGUGCUGCAGCCAGGUUCUGGCUGUUUGAAGAAACUGGCAAAGCUUCAAUGUCUGCAUUUAAGCAAUCACAUUGAAUGUUCUGACUGCUCUAGGAAAGCACUGAGAGCUGUGGGCAGACUUUGUUACCUGAAUGUAAGCCACACCCUCCAUCUCCAGGACAUGUUCGUUUACAGCAGUGCUAGCCUAGAGCUUCUAGACUUGCCCUUCACUCCUCUCCAUAUCAACACUUCACAGAGCCCUUUCCAAAAUCUGAAUGUCCAGCAAGUGCUAAAUCUUUCCUUAUCCCACUACCAUUAAUACUAGCAUUCAGUAUCUCUUUCAAGCCUCAUGUUCUUUGACCUUAGUCAAAAUAACUUUGAGUUGGAGGUCAUGCCAAAGGACAAACUGCUCCAACAACUAUCCAAUUUAGAGGUGCGAAUAUUAUCAUCAUGUGAACUGACAGCAAUAGGUAACCAAGAAUUUCACAAUCUCAGGAAGUUACAGCAUGUUGAUCUGAGUUACAACAAAUUUACUGCGUUCAGCAAUGCAUUUCCUAAUCUCAAGAGUAUCUAUCUCAAUUGUGCCCAUAACAUGACCCAAGUUGUACCAGGUGGUCAGCUAGUACCCCUAGAUGGCCACUGCAUAAUCCAUUUAAACUACAACCUUCUGGACUGCACCUGCUCUAAGAUUGAUUUAAUCAUCUCGUACCAGCAACAGCUGGAUAAAAUUUAAGACUUUGAAGGAACAAGACGUUCUGAACCCAAAUUACUAGCUGUUCAGCUGGCCACCAUCUCACUCUCCUGUGGGAAGGACACAUCAGGAAUAAUUGCAGUUGUCCGGGCUGUUUUAUCCUGUAGUGCAAUCUUCAUUUGGGAUGCUCACUGUAAGUCUAGGAUGGGGACACAGAAAAUAUCUACAGCAACUGUACUAAGUUGA
Messenger RNA from Sturnus vulgaris (Common starling), 2085 nucleotides. It is a transcript of the gene CD180, whose product is annotated as CD180 molecule. Lineage: Eukaryota; Metazoa; Chordata; Aves; Passeriformes; Sturnidae. The record is from RefSeq and is a predicted model, not a curated record. Gene Ontology annotation, cellular component: extracellular matrix.